GACACGAGUGCCACGAGAGGGCGCUUGUGUUUACAUCAUUGCUUCCUUCUCUUGCAUCCUCGGGUGUAAACUGUGUAGAGACGUGAUAUGAGUGUUUCACUUUCAAUUCUGUAGAAAACCGAAGCAAAAGGGAACGCACGAUUUCUGCUUUGAGAGGGGCACCGUUGAGAAGAGAAGCUGGAGUGUAUUGCUUAGUGGGAGGGGGGUGUUUGCAGGGUUAUCGGCGACCCACUUUUUAUUUUAGUUUUUGCAUUUAUUUGCAACAAACAUGGAAGAGUUAGUCGUUGAAGUCCGGGGCACGAGUGGAGCAUUUUAUAAGGCCUAUGUCAAAGAUGUUCAUGAAGAUUCAGUGACUGUGGCAUUUGAGAAUAAUUGGCAGCCAGAGAGACAAAUACCUUUCCAUGAUGUUCGGUUUCCACCACCUGCAGGAUUUCAGAAAGACAUUAAUGAAAGUGAUGAAGUUGAGGUGUAUUCCAGAGCAAAUGACAAAGAACCUUGUGGUUGGUGGCUGGCUAAAGUUAGAAUGGUAAAGGGAGAGGUUGAAACAGAGUCAAUAACUGAAACAGCAACAGCUGUGUUGGAGCUAAAACUGGGUGAGGAACAGCCAAACUCUGCUACCAAGUUUUAUGUGAUCGAAUAUGCAGCCUGUGAUGCCACAUAUAAUGAAAUUGUUACAAUAGAAAGGCUACGACCAGUAAACCCAAAUAAGCCAGCAGUUAAAAAUACUUUCCUCAAGGUCAAAUUGGACGUGCCAGAUGACUUGCGACAAAUGUGUACUAAAGAGUCUACACAUAAAGAUUUCAAAAAAGCUGUGGGUGGUUUUAGUGUUACAUAUGAUGCAGAUCAGCACCAGUUAGUUAUUCUGUCAAUAAAUGAAGUGACAAUUAAAAGAGCGAAUAUGUUAAGUGACAUGCAUUUUAGAAGCCUCCGCACAAAAUUGUCGCUAAUGCUGAGAAAUGAAGAAGCUAGCAGACAACUAGAAAGUUCACGGCAGCUAGCCUCUCGAUUCCAUGAGCAGUUUAUUGUGAGAGAAGAUUUAAUGGGUCUUGCAAUUGGCACUCAUGGAGCCAACAUUCAGCAAGCAAGAAAAGUUCCAGGAGUGACCACGAUUGACUUGGAUGAAGAAACCUGCACAUUCCACAUUUAUGGAGAGGAUAAAGAAGCUGUUAGGAAAGCUAGAAGUUACCUUGAAUUUUCAGAAGAUAUAAUUAAAGUCCCAAGAAAUUUAGUAGGAAAGGUUAUUGGGAAAAAUGGAAAACUUAUUCAGGAAGUUGUUGACAAAUCGGGAGUAGUGCGUGUUCGAAUUGAAGCUGAAAAUGACAAAAAGAAUCCUCAGGAUGAGCAAGGCAUGGUGCCUUUUGUUUUUGUUGGUACAAAGGAGAGCAUUUCUAAUGCACAGGUUCUUCUGGAUUAUCAUCUCAACUAUUUAAAGGAAGUUGAUCAGCUUCGCCUUGAGAGAUUACAAAUCGACGAGCAGCUGCGCCAAAUAGGAGGAGGUGCAAGGCCGCAAACUACUCGGUCAGAAAAGGAGAAGGGUUUCGUUGCUGAUGAUGCCAUUGGUGUGACCAGAGCAGGCAAACCAUACCCUGGGAGAGGACGUGGUAGGCGUGCUCCAGGAUAUACAUCUGGGACAAAUUCUGAAGCUUCUAAUGCAUCAGAGACUGAAUCUGAUCACAGAGAUGAAUUGAGCGAUUGGUCCCUUGCACCUACGGAUGAGGAGAGAGAUGGCUAUUCUCGCCGCGGUGAUGGCCGCAAGCGGGGCAGUGGAGGUGGUGGCAGCAGCAGAGGGCGAGGAAGCAGAGGUCGUGGAACAUAUAAAGGUUAG
Polypterus senegalus (gray bichir) is the source of this 1825-nucleotide messenger RNA. It is a transcript of the gene fmr1, whose product is annotated as FMRP translational regulator 1. NCBI's taxonomy places the organism in Eukaryota, Metazoa, Chordata, Cladistia, Polypteriformes, Polypteridae. Gene Ontology annotation, molecular function: mRNA 3'-UTR binding; translation regulator activity; protein homodimerization activity. The transcript is spliced from 14 exons. The record is from RefSeq and is a predicted model, not a curated record. The coding region runs from base 269 to 1825 and encodes 518 amino acids. Gene Ontology annotation, biological process: central nervous system development; regulation of dendritic spine development; regulation of filopodium assembly. Gene Ontology annotation, cellular component: growth cone; dendritic spine; neuronal ribonucleoprotein granule.